Hyalella azteca is the source of this 2275-nucleotide messenger RNA. RefSeq names its product alpha-glucosidase. The transcript is spliced from 12 exons. The record is from RefSeq and is a predicted model, not a curated record. Gene Ontology annotation, biological process: carbohydrate metabolic process. Bases 315 to 1832 code for a protein of 505 amino acids. Lineage: Eukaryota; Metazoa; Arthropoda; Malacostraca; Amphipoda; Hyalellidae.
CGUCGCUGUCACUUCAGCAGUGAACAAGAAUGCCGUCUAAAAAUUGUUAUCUGAAUACUGUAUUAUUUUCAUUGAUUGGCCUUACGGCAAUAGGGGCUGUCCUUGCUACUCGUGAAGCUUGGGGUGGCACUCCGGAGGCGCGACGAGCCGUCGAGUUCUGGCAGGAGGAGGUCGUGUAGCAAGUGUACCCGCGGUCACUGCAGGACAGCGAUGCGGACAGCGUGGGCGACUUAUUAGGCAUCGCGUCCCGACUGCCCUACCUCUCAUCGUUGGGGAUCGGUGUCGUAUGGCUGAGCCCUAUUUUCGCCUCCCCAAUGGCUGAUUUUGGCUAUGACAUCUCGAACUUUACGGCGAUCGAUCCCAUUUUCGGGACAAUGGAAGAUUUUGACAGUCUUCUCCAAGCAGCGCACGACUUGGGCCUGAAGGUGGUUAUGGAUUUGGUGCCAAACCAUAGCAGCGACGAGCAUGAAUGGUUCCAGAAGAGCCUCGCCAAAGAAGACCCAUAUACCGACUACUACAUGUGGUCUAAUGCCAGUGGCUUCGAUGAAGUGGGCAAUCCACUCCCUCCCAACAACUGGUUGAGUGUUUUUGGAGGCCCGGCUUGGAAAAGGAUGGAAGGAAGACAACAGUUUUAUUUGCACCAAUUCCUAGAGAAGCAACCAGACCUCAACUUCAGGAAUCCCGCCGUGCAGACUGAGAUGCAAAACGUGAUCAAGUUCUGGAUCGACAAGGGACUCGACGGUAUGAGGAUCGACGCAAUCAAGCAUCUUGUGGAAGUAGAAAAUUUAACCACUGAUGAGCCUUUGUCUGGAGAUCCUAACGUUCAAGAUCCAAAUGAAUACGGAUACUUGGCACACCCUUACACCACAAACCAGCCGGAAACCCUGAAUAUCAUGAGGCAAUGGAGAAUACUCCUGGACCAGUAUCCAGAGAGUAAAUUGAUGAUGGCUAAAGUGGGCUACAAUGGGGAAGAGAUAGACUUGGUAAUGAAAUAUUAUGGAACGGAGGAAGAGCCAAUUGCAGACUUCCCCUUCAACUUCAACUUUAUCGACAAUUUCCACAAUAGAUCGGACGUCACCGGGUUUUCUUUGAAGUUCACCGUGACCGAAUGGCUGGACAACUUGCCUGCGGGAAAAUGGCCUAACUGGGUGCUUGGUAACCACGACCAGACUCGCAUAGCAACCCGCAUGGGCAAGGACUUGGUCGAAGCGCUCAACAUGAUGACGCUCCUGCUGCCCGGGACGCCGGUUACCUACUACGGCGAGGAGAUCGGAAUGGAAAACACUUUCGUUUCGUUUGAGGAUUCGAAAGAUCCGUCGGGCUGCAUUUGGGGCCCCGACCGUUACAUGGAGUUCAGUCGCGACCCUCAGAGAACCCCAAUGCAGUGGGACAACUCGACCCUAGCUGGCUUCACAGACGGACCCUCCUCCUGGCUUCCCGUUAACGAAAAUUACGUCACAUUGAACGUUGCUCAGCAGGAAGCUGCCGACCAGAGCUGCAUUAAAAAUUACAAGCAGUUGACGGCCCUCAGGAAAGCUGAAGUUUUCUUCUCCGGAGAGCUUGCCUUCCCUGUGAUUACGAAUGAAAUUUUCUCAUACGUCAGGUACUUGGCCGACAACCCCACCUACUUGGUCCUCAUCAACGCCAGCGAAGAGCAGGUCACCGCCAACCUGCACCACGACGCAAACUUCGUCCUGCCUCCCACGGCGCUGCUGGUGAUGCGCACGAGCAGUGAUACUCGGCCUGUUACCGUGCCGGGAACUGUGAUCGACCUGAGUGCGGUACCUAUGCUGGCUGGCGAGGGCAUGGUGAUGCAAGUGCUAAAUUUUUAAAUUCUUCCACCUUCUUAAUGAGUCAACAAUUUCAUCUUUAAUUCAUCAUAUCACCGCAAUUAAUACUUACUAUGCAUUUCAAAGUUACGUCCCAUUUAAGUAACGAAGGUUGAGCUUCGAUGUUUGCUUGGUGAAAAUUGUGACCUGUGUGCCCUGGUGGAUAAAAUCUCGUCUUUAGGUCAUUAAUAUGGCGUGUCUAAGCUAUUAAUUAAUUAACAGAGCUUCUUCUUUCAACAUACAUGGUUAGGCAUAAUUUAACAAAACUGCAAAUUACUGUUAUGUAAUGAUGAAUACACGUGCCAGUCAAUUUGUCAGGUUGAAUCAGUUAAUUUCUGAUCUCGUUCGUAAAUCAUCCAGCGCCUGUCCGUCAAUAGUUUUCAAAUGCACUAAUGGAAUGAAUUAUAAAAUCAGAACUGAGAAUACACGAAGCCACCACCCUUCAC